AUAAUGGCGAAAACUUUUUGAAAUAAUUCAAUUUAAUGGAGGAAAUUGAAUAGUGUUUAAAGUAAAACAAUUGAUGGAAAAGAAGACUACUUAGUUACGUGAGAUGGAAAAUUUAAGUAGAAUGGAUUAAACAAAAAUAUAUAUAAAUAAAAAAAGCAUUAAAAAUAUUUAAGAUUCCACUUUCUCUUUGAAAUAUAAUGGCUACCCAAUUAUUGUAGUUGGGUAAGAUUCCACUUUCUCAAGAAAUCUAAGUUAUGCCAAUGUCAUCUAUGUUGUUAUAUACAUCAAGUGCAUAGUUUAUGAUGUUGAAUACACCCCUCAAAAGGUUGUGUUGCAGUCCAUUUUUUUAUGUAUUUAUUUUUUACCCAGCCCGAUUUUCAAUGCAUAAUAAUUUACUAAAGUGCCGCUUGAUAAACGAAGUACUUGUGGAGAAAUGGAAAAGUAAUAAAAUACAGCGAGGACUUGAAAGUUGCAACUUCCCUCGCAGCAUCAACCCUCGACAGUUUCAACUUUUCUCGCGGCUUUUCAACUUGGUAUUAGCUCAUUGAAACAUACAUAUACUUGAAUAAAAUUCUGGUGAACAAACCUUUGUUAUGUGCUAAAAUGGAGGCACCCUUUACUCCAAUUGUUCACAAAAUUGCCGGUGAAGUUGUCGCUAAACCUAAGCGCACCUUCACUCGUCCUACUGAGAUUUGUCUUGAGGAAUGGUGGCUUUCAAAAUUCGAUGAUGGUAAGGGUUUAGCUGUAAGCGGUCGUCCUAUAGAAAUUAGAAAAUGUGAUACCCCACAACGGAAGUUUCACUCUGCUCCUGCUAAAAGGAGAUUUGCGUCAAGAGAAUUUCACUCUACAAAAAUUGUAAAGAGGCAUGGUUGUACCACACUUGAAACUUCUGAUGGUUUUAUUGUUUCUCUGUGUGGCUUUAUAAACAAGUCUCGCACACAACAAAAUGGCUUUUCCUCUGAGGUUUGCAGGGAUUUCAUUUUUGGAUUUCCUUAUAAUUGGGAUGAUUAUGCCGCAUCUGUGAAUAAAGAUUUAAGUCAAAUUAACCCUAACGAUGUUACCGAGUGUGUCCUGCCGGCUGCUUUGGAAUCUUACAAUGGUGCACAGCUGCAUGACAUGGUGCUGUCUCUGUCUGAUGCUGAAAGAGAUAAAUUCAAUAAGAAAGUGUAUGACAACCUAAUUGGAGUGCUGACUCCACAAGCACUGGAUGUAAUUGAAGCUCAACCCUCAAAAUCUACUAGUGAAGCUGAUGCAGAUGUAUUAAACUCUGAAUCUCAGAGGACAGAGGCUAGCAAGAAGCGGGUAACCAGAUCGCAGACUUCCUCGAAGCAGGAGUCCUAUAUAAAGAAGUCCGGAGUGAAGAAAAUGUGAAUGUUCUACUAAUGUUGUCACUUAAGGGAGCAAUGAUGUAAACUUGAGGAAACCUUGCUAGUUUAGAACGCAUUACUGUACAUGAAACUCUUAUGGUAGAAGUAGAACUGAGUAAUUUAACUUACCUAGAGACCCAAUGCUAGGUUGCUAGCACUUGCAAAAUUUACAUUGACUUAACAUCUAAAGUUCUAAAGCUAACCUUACCCAAAUGCUUGCAUAAAAUGAAAGUUACAUUUGUCUGUUGCGCAUGUUUUUAGCAAGUCUUCUUGAUUAAAGGUGUAUGAAAACGAAAAUAGUGGGGUUUAGGACUUGUUUGGUGAUUUGAUUCGACAUUCUAGGUAUCCUAUUUACCUUUUGAUUUUAGAUAUUUUGGGUUGGAUAUCUGAAAAAAUUUGGGUUGUCAGAUCAAAUAUAAAUUGUAAUUUUUCUAAAGAAUUCUAUGACCAGAUCCGAAAAGCUGGUGAUUUGAUCUGAAAACUCGAUGAUUCGAUUCGAAAU
Molecule: messenger RNA, 1869 nt
Organism: Chenopodium quinoa (quinoa)
Lineage: Eukaryota; Viridiplantae; Streptophyta; Magnoliopsida; Caryophyllales; Amaranthaceae
Exons: 5
Coding region: 604-1371 (255 amino acids)
Source: RefSeq, a predicted model, not a curated record